This is a messenger RNA of Triticum dicoccoides, 806 nucleotides long. RefSeq names its product light-harvesting complex-like protein OHP1, chloroplastic. The record is from RefSeq and is a predicted model, not a curated record. Bases 135 to 461 code for a protein of 108 amino acids. The transcript is spliced from 3 exons. NCBI's taxonomy places the organism in Eukaryota, Viridiplantae, Streptophyta, Magnoliopsida, Poales, Poaceae.
CUCGGCCGCUCGUUCGCUAGCCCCAUCUUGUGUCCUCUCUCUACCUCUGAGCCGUUGCGGCGCAGCCCCAGCCUGCUCCUCUUCCUCUCCCCUGCCAAACUCCCCGUGGUGCCGUGGUUAAUUCGAGUAUAGCAAUGGCUGUGGCCUCCAUCGUUCAUGCACCGUCUCUCCUAGCAGUCCAGACCUUCCGCGGACAGAGGAAUGCUGCCGCUAACCGCUCACCGAGAGCGGCGGCUUUCAGAGUCCGGGCAGCGAAGCUUCCGGCCGGAGUCCAGGUGCCAAGGGCGCAACCCAAGCUGAGCGAGCCGUUCCUGGGGUUCACCAAGACCGCCGAGGUAUGGAACUCCAGGGCCUGCAUGAUGGGCCUCAUCGGGACCUUCAUCGUGGAGCUGAUAUUGAACAAAGGCGUUCUUGAGAUAAUCGGUUUUGAAGUGGGAAAAGGCCUCGAUAUUCCAUUGUAGUCUGAUCUCCCCUCCCUGCCUAUGAGAUGCUGAUGCUCGGGACAUAAGAGCCACAUGAAAAUUAAGGUUGUAGCCACCAAUAGCUAUGCUCUGCAUCAUAGUAAAUAUAUAAACAAGCUCUAAGCAUUCCGUUGCACUUGCUAUUUUUCAUUUUACACUCGUCUUACCAAAGUCAUCGACAGAGUGAUCUUCAACACUCGACAAUAUUCUGCUGAGCUGGGUGAUAGUUCGUACCGAUAAUACGAAAACUUGUUUGUUGUUUUGAAAAGAAAAACUGAAGUUGUCCAUGUUUUGAAAAGUAUGCCGACUUCUCAAUCAUAAUGAUGUGGUUCUGAUGCCAUGAUA